AUGGCGUUUACCAUUGCCACUCAGCCUACUACCCCUUAUGAGGGACAGAAGCCCGGGACCUCGGGCCUAAGGAAGAAGGUCACGGUCUUCCAACAGCCGAAUUACUUGGCGAAUUUCGUUCAGGCAACCUUCAAUUCGCUUCCCGCUGACAAGAUCCAGGGCUGCACUCUCGUGGUUUCCGGUGACGGUCGGUACUAUUCCAAGGACGCGGUUCAGAUUAUCGCCAAGAUCGCAGCCGGCAAUGGAGUUCGCCGGAUCUGGGUGGGUCAGGACAGCCUCCUCUCCACGCCAGCCGUGUCUGGAAUCAUCCGCGAUCGCGUUGGCAUCCAGGGGGACAAGGCGUAUGGAGCGUUCAUUCUCACAGCGAGCCACAACCCCGGUGGGCCGCACGAGGACUUUGGCAUCAAGUACAACUGCGAGAACGGAGGGCCGGCUCCUGAGGGCCUGACCAACCAGAUCUACCAGCACACCACCACCAUCUCCGAGCUCAAGAUCGCUGAAGGGCUCCCCGAGGUGGACAUCAGCACCAUCGGGCUGCAGUCCUUUGACGGCCCGAAUGGCAAGUUCGAGGUGGAGGUGUUUGACUCUGCUGAGGACUACAUCAAACUCAUGAAGACCAUCUUUGACUUUGAAGCCAUUCGGGGGCUCCUUAAGAACCCCAAGUUCGCAUUCCUGUUGGACGGGCUGCACGGCGUGGCGGGAGCAUACGCGGAGAAGCUGUUUGUGCGCGAGCUGGGAGUGCCAGCCUCGUCCCUCGUCAACUGCGUGCCAAAGGAGGACUUUGGUGGUGGCCACCCCGACCCCAACCUGACGUACGCGCAUGACCUGGUGGAGGCCAUGGGGCUGGGCAAGCACCAGCCUGCUCAGGAGCCGCCUGAAUUCGGUGCUGCCUGUGACGGGGACGCUGAUCGCAACAUGGUUCUGGGCAAGAGGUUCUUCGUGACGCCGUCUGACUCGGUGGCCAUCAUAGCAGCCAACGCGGAGGCCAGCAUCCCCUACUUCAAGGGCGGGCUCAAGGGCGUUGCCAGGAGCAUGCCCACGUCCGCUGCUCUGGAUGUUGUCGCCAAGGAACUCGGUCUCAAGUUCUUCGAGGUGCCGACAGGGUGGAAGUUUUUCGGCAACCUUAUGGAUGCGGGCAUGUGCUCUGUCUGCGGUGAAGAGAGCUUCGGCACAGGGUCGGACCACAUUAGGGAGAAGGAUGGCAUGUGGGCUAUCCUAGCGUGGCUCUCCAUCCUGGCUAACCGGAACAGCAGCAGCAGCGAGGGGCAGCUGGUGACUGUGGAGGAGAUAGUGCGGCAGCACUGGGCCAAGUAUGGCCGGCACUUCUACACCCGAUAUGACUAUGAGGGAGUGGAUGCAGAGGGUGCAAAGAAGAUCAUGGCUAAUCUUGUCGCCAGCCAAGCAGACAUCGCUGCACUCAACACGGCCAUCAAGGCAGCGAACAGCGCAGCAGCGGACGUGGUGAGGGGGGACGAGUUUGAGUACAAGGACCCCGUCGAUGGCUCUGUCUCCAGCCACCAGGGAAUUCGGUUCUUCUUUGCUGAUGGCUCCAGACUGAUCUUCCGCCUGUCGGGCACGGGGUCAGUGGGGGCAACCGUCCGUGUGUACAUUGAGCAGUAUGUGGCAGAUAGCUCCAAGAUCGAUGGCAACCCGGCUGAUGUGCUUGCUCCCCUGGUUGAUGUGGCUAUUAAGGUCUCCAAGAUCGAGGAAUUUACUGGCCGUACUGCACCUACCGUUAUCACCUAA
This is a messenger RNA of Closterium sp. Naga37s-1, 1746 nucleotides long. The record is from the annotation of a GenBank genome assembly. NCBI's taxonomy places the organism in Eukaryota, Viridiplantae, Streptophyta, Zygnematophyceae, Desmidiales, Closteriaceae.